Molecule: messenger RNA, 3117 nt
Organism: Odocoileus virginianus texanus
Lineage: Eukaryota; Metazoa; Chordata; Mammalia; Artiodactyla; Cervidae
Source: RefSeq, a predicted model, not a curated record
UGAUUCAGAAUUACACUCUUGGUUCCUGGACACCCUGCAGAUGCUGGUUGGGCAGGGCGCGAGGGUUCUGGUCGAUGCACGAGACAAGCUUGGUAUCCCCUGGCAGUACUCUGAGAAUGAGAAGCACGGCAUGUUCCUCAUGGCUUUCGAGAACAAGGCAGGGCUGCCCGUGGACCCCGCCACCUUCCAGCUCUACGUGCCCGCCCUGAGCGCGCUCUGGGGGGACUCCGGCAUCAGGGAGGCGUUCAGCCGCAGGAGCGAGUUCCAGCUGGGCGAAUCGGUGAAGUACUUUCUGGAUAACUUGGACCGGAUUGGCCAGCUGAACUACUUCCCGAGCAAGCAGGACAUCCUGCUGGCAAGGAAGGCCACCAAGGGCAUCGUGGAGCACGACUUCGUCAUCAAGAAGAUCCCCUUCAAGAUGGUGGAUGUGGGCGGCCAGCGGUCCCAGCGCCAGAAGUGGUUCCAGUGCUUCGACGGGAUCACAUCCAUCCUGUUCAUGGUCUCGUCCAGCGAGUACGACCAGGUCCUCAUGGAGGACAGGCGCACCAACCGCCUGGUGGAGUCCAUGAACAUCUUCGAGACCAUCGUCAACAACAAGCUCUUCUUCAACGUCUCCAUCAUCCUGUUCCUCAACAAGACGGACCUGCUGGUGGAGAAGGUGAAGACCGUCAGCAUCAAGAAGCACUUCCCAGACUUCAAGGGCGACCCGCACAGGCUGGAGGACGUCCAGCGCUUCCUGGUCCAGUGUUUCGACCGGAAGAGACGGAACCGCAGCAAGCCUCUCUUCCACCACUUCACCACCGCCAUUGACACUGAGAACAUCCGCUUCGUGUUCCACGCCGUGAAGGACACCAUCCUGCAGGAGAACCUGAAGGACAUCAUGCUGCAGUGACGGGGCUGCCCUCGCUCCUGCCGGCCGCGGGCCGGGCCUGCCUGUCCAUGUGUGGUCCCGACCCCAAGCCCUGGAUGCCCAGCUCCGGGUGCGAGGCCCGCCAGGCCUGCGCUCGGCCGCAGGACGGGACACGUGGACGUAGCUACUGAAUCCCGGGGACUCGUGAAACUACUGAAAGUCCAGCAGUCACUUUGAUGUUAACGUGUGACGCCUGAUAACACAGCUCUCUCUUUUUCAGAAACUGUCUCUUCUGACACAGUUUAGUCGGGGACCGCGUGUGUGUGCACGCACGCUCUGUCUUUAGUGACCGAGACACAAACACGUCUCUGCGGGUGGCUCUUCUCUCCAGCUCGUGAGUCCUCGGUGGGGGCGCUGCUUGGCGGCGUCCUGGGGGUUUGGAGGAGGGGAAGUGUGGGCUGAGUUCGGGGGGACCCUGCCACUACCUCCCCGAGGGAGCGCCUGGCCUUUUCAGUCUCUGGUGCCAACUUCCCAAGAGGCCCCGGCUGUCAGGUUGGAGGGUGGGAGUGAGCGCCCACAGGGGGACCUGCCUUAACACCCCCACACCCGUGCCUUCCUCCCACCCGUCCGAUCGGCCACGGCCCGCGGUGGGAGGUGUGGGCCGGGCGCUGCCUUGAUUCCCCCUCCCGUCUGCACGGGGAGGCGGGUGGUGCUUGCUUGCCCUGUGCCCACCCCGCCCUGCAGCAGAGCCCCCACACCAGCUGGCCUCGCAGACUGCCCUCCUCUCCCAGUCGUCUCCCACACGUGCGGUCGGCUCGGGGAGCCUGCCGUCGGCUCGGGGAGCCUGCUGUCUCUGGAGGAGGCCGAGCGCCCCCUCCUCUCAGGGCCCGCUGAGAGUGGACGGCGGGGCCCGCGGCACCUGCCUUAACACCCCAGGCUCUCCUGCCUCCCUAGACGCCAGGCGCUCCUCACGGCCCCUCGCUUCCACUAACACACACACGUAGCAGAAAGCCCCCAGAGGAGGCCGCUGUGGAGGCUGUGAGUGGUGAUGGGCGCCGGCAAACCAGACCGUCAGUGAGCGUGUCCGGCUGCCCUGUCCAGGUGUCUCUCACCGGGUUUAAAAACACAUCGCAUUCCAAGCCAGUCCCCACCGUGUGUGGCUCUGCUUGCCAGUGUCCGGCGCGUUGAGGACUCGUCCAGCAUUUGAAAGAGGAAAAGCCUUCCUCUGCUAGUGGCCCAGCCUGCGCCUGUGGUUCAGGGCCCGUCCCCAGGCCCCGUGUUCCCAGCCAUGUCUCCGCAGGGGUCCUGCUCACCUUCACCAGCAAACACUGAUCUAGCUCGCGGCAGAUGCUGGCCCAGGAGGAAAGGGAGGGCAAACCUGCUUCUGAGUCAUCCGUGUUAUCCCAGUGUCUAAUGAGGAGACAGCAUGAAGUCCUGUUUCUAUCUGGGCCCUCAAGACUUCCUGUCCAUGUUUGCCGGGGUUUGGGCUCUUUGGCUGGAGAAAAGUUGCUGUUUUUGUACUGCUUCCUGUGGCUCUUCGUAAACCGAGAGGAUGUGCCCGGGAUCGGGGCCAGUGACCAAGGUUUAAAGGAGACAGAACCCUCUGGAUGGACUGCAUCCGGGCAUCCUGAGACCCUGCUGUCCUCGGGCCUCACGCCCCUUGCCCGCGGGCUCCCAUCACACACGUGUAUCCGGAUCCACGCUCUUCCCGCCAACCUGGAAACCCCUCCUCACGCUGGCAGAGGUGGCAGCCCCUGAGGUCAGUGUGGCUGGUGGAGGGUCUGUGAGUGGCUUGCUGGCGAGCUGGAGUCCACCCGGUCAGCGAGCGCGGUUUGUCCUUCAGACCAUCUGUCGUGGCUGCCGGCUCACUCUCAGACCCGAGAGCGAGCUCGUUUUGAGGGGCCGUGACUGUGCUGAGUGGCCUGGCAGCCAGGGCUCGGCCCAGACCCAACCCACUCCCUCCCCUGCAGCCAGGAGCCGUCCUUGUGCUGAGCCGAGCAGGCGUGAUGGCACUCGGCCCUCCGUUCCAGGAUCCGUGCUCGUCAGAGACACAGACGGCUCCGCAGGCUCAGCUAAAACCAUCUGCAGUCUUUCCACACAUAGGUUAUAGUCACUUCUCUCCCAAACCUUAGGCCUUUGUAUUGUUUUAAUCUCACUGUUACCCGUGAUUUGCUGUCUUUUAUUUUGAGAUGUUGGAGCAGCAGGGGAUAGUCUGCCUCAUCUAUUAUUGCAAAAAUGUAACAAUAAACUUCCUCGAACUAAGACUU